AAUCCUUGAAAUUAUUUAAAUACUAUGAGAAUGAUUGAUGUUUUGUUUGAGAUUAUUUGAAAAAUCACAACCUAACAAACCAGGUUUAGUUUAAAAUUAUUAUACCUGAAAUGAUUGUAGAGUAGUUGAAAAGAAAAAGAAUUUGAAAGUUGCAAUCAUCAUCUAGAUAUUUACAUUAUUCACAAUCACAGAGAAUGAAUGUUCAUAUAUAUUUAUACAUACAUGUCUGUUGAAUUGUACCCAGUUUAUAAAUUUCCAAGCUUGAUCAUUUAGGUUUUGUACAGGUGAGGAAGAUGACAAAACCCAUCUGCUUGGCAUCUGGUGGAAACUUGUAAUUCAAAGAUGCCAUGAAUUUUAUUUUAUUUUGUUUUCUUUUUAUGGCCCACCAAGUGUUUGUUAAAAUGUCAAAGAAGGAUAUUUAAAAAUUUAGUUUGGUUGGGAGAAAUAGGAAGAAACAUGUCUUGACCAUGUCUUGUUCAUAUUCAUAAUUCAUAGUUUUUAUUUUAAUUAUUAUUUGUCGGAAAGCUUUUGCCGUGCUUAAUGAGUAAAUUGAUAUGUUUUUGCUGCCUGCAAUAAUAAUUCAACUUGUCUCUUCUACUUAUGAAGCAACAAAGUCUCACCCACCAUUUCUACACUUGAACAAGCUUGACUUGAAGUCUGGAAGGAUAUCUCUAUUUGGUUUUGUGUUGUAUGCAGUAUCUAAAGUGAAGUGUUUUUAAGGAAAAGAAAUUGCUUUUUUCUGGGUUGAAAUCCUCCAUCAGAGGAUUGAUUGAGGCUGGGAAUGGAAAUGGAAGGAAGGAGCUACUCUGAAUUGUAUCGCAACACAAGCGAAGACAUGUUCUUUAAGUCUUUGAUGGAGACAGUACCAUCCAUGGAAAUCCUGGGUUUUAAGAAUCUUUCUCAAAGUUUCAGAACUGACAGUGAAGAACUUUUCAAGAACUGGCUCACUGAUGGAGAGAACCAUGGGUAUAAUCCAACAACAAGCAUUGCACAUCGAACUAGACAAGCAUCAAAAAGGAUCUCAACUGAUUUAGCCACUCUAUCCCAAGAACCCUUAAGCAUAAUUGAGAAGAAAAGAAACAAUGAUAGCAAUAAUAAUAAUAAUAAUAAUAAUGCAGUUCUUCAAAAUAUUCCCGCAGCAGAUGGAACCAUGAGUGAAUUUAAUCAACAAUUAACCAGAAACACAGUUGAAAAGGAUUUACUACAACCCAACAAUCUUCAUUUGGCUAAGGCAUGGUUUCACAGUUCUCAGCCUAUGACAAGAAGCCGAUCAUCUGAGCUGAGGAAAAGGUAUGCUGCAAUGCAGAUUUCUCAAUCAUCACUUGGUCUUGAAGCCACAAACAACACUAUGUCAAGAUAUAGCAUGAACAGUUCGAAGCAGGAAUUCGCUAACCCAGAAGGUCUAGCCGAAGCUCAGACUCCAAACAUUCCUAACCAGUUCAACAUGUUUAUAUCUAUGUCAAAUUCUUCAUCUUCUGCUUUCAACAACCCACCAAUAGAUGAAGAAGAUGAAGAAGAACCUGAUAAAAUUUCAUCAGUUGUAAGCAUGCUUAAGGGCACAAUAGAGCGCAAGAAGCUUAAUAACUCCUCUGGAUUCAAUGAGACUGGCUUAAAUGAAGGGCGAGAAACUGAAUUUCAAGGGGCCCUCAGAACUUUUGAAGUUGAAAAUGAUUUUGGUACAUCACAAACAUGUUUGGAUGAUGGGUUUAUUAUGACUCACACGAAUCCCAUUAUGUGUGUAAUGUCUGGUGAGCCUUCUCAAAGUGAAUCUUCAGUGGCAGCACCUUUAGUCUCCAAUGGUUUUGAUGCUUAUGAUGGUCCAAGCAACUGUGGACAAACUUUGAGUUUCUCAAAGGCUAACAAGAAACCAAUUGUGGGUAAUGGAUCUAAAAUGAAAGAUCAAUGCAAAAGGAUCUAUGAUAACAUAAAAGAUGAUAAGAAGAAGGGAAGUUUAAUUCGACAUGGAUCUGUAACUUCUACAUAUUCAGUGGACAAAAGUGAUCCUACAAAGAAGCGAAGGGUCGAGAGAUCAAGAAAAAUGGCAGAAGCUAAAGAGAGAAACCUGACUCCAUCGCUUCCAUCAGAUAUGCAGUCAAUUCUGAAGAGAUGUGAGAAUCUUGAGAAGGAAGUUCGAUCUCUCAAACUGAACUUGUCCUUCAUGAAUAGAAAGGACUCGGAGCAAACCAAACACAUAGAAGAGCUUCAGAAACAAAAUGACGAGUUAACUGAUGAAAAAGAACGCCUCCUAGAAGAGAUUGAGAGGAUUAUUUCGGAAACAGGAAACAUAUGAAACCAUAUUAAAACUCUUUUUCUUCUUUGUUGUAACAUUUGGUC
Messenger RNA from Impatiens glandulifera, 2334 nucleotides. Its product is annotated as protein CYCLOPS-like. Gene Ontology annotation, molecular function: sequence-specific DNA binding. The transcript is spliced from 11 exons. Gene Ontology annotation, biological process: arbuscular mycorrhizal association. NCBI's taxonomy places the organism in Eukaryota, Viridiplantae, Streptophyta, Magnoliopsida, Ericales, Balsaminaceae. The record is from RefSeq and is a predicted model, not a curated record. Gene Ontology annotation, cellular component: nucleus. The coding region runs from base 782 to 2290 and encodes 502 amino acids.